Molecule: messenger RNA, 2964 nt
Organism: Theobroma cacao (cacao)
Lineage: Eukaryota; Viridiplantae; Streptophyta; Magnoliopsida; Malvales; Malvaceae
Product: transcription factor bHLH145-like
Molecular function (GO): protein dimerization activity
Source: RefSeq, a predicted model, not a curated record
UCUUAGCUUCCGUGCAUUCCAUAAAUUUCGACCCUUUGACUGUGAGCUGUAUUUUUCUCUCUCUGUGAAAAAAAAAAAGAGUCCUUUCAGAAUCUCUCUUUCUCUUGUUGGAGCUUAAGGAUUGGAGCAAUUUGGAAGUUGGGUUGGGUUGGGUUUUUCUUUCUUGAUUUGGAAUUUGGGUUUCUUCUUCUUUAUUCUUUUCUGGUUCCUGCGUAGGUUGUGUUGGGGGAGUUACAAGAAAAAGUGAAUCGUGGCUAUUUGCAGUGAAAAAGAAACAGCAUGCGGUGGUGGUUGACUCUAUCUGUUGAUGUGUUUCGAAAAGUUAUCUCCUUGAACUUGUAUUGUAGAGUGAUUCUGUAAUUCCAUAUUCUAGAUCAUCAAGAUCCCUCCUUUUUUAACUCGGUAGUCUUACUAUUCCAUCUUCCAUGGGAUCCACUUUUUUUGUUGUCGUUCCAUGUUAUGUCCGCCAGAUUAGCUGAAAAGUGUCAAAACCUCUCUCAAAUUUCUAAUCCAAGGGUUGUCAUUUGAAUUUGGUAGGCUAAGUUUUUUUUGUAGUAGUUUUUCAGUUUUAUUGCUUUGGAUUACGGAUUACUGGUUUUGAAUACGGUGUCGUCUGGAAGAUCCUCUUUUUUCUGCCAUAGUGAAGGGUUGGGACGUAGUUAUGGUGUGCCAAGCAGCGAGCCAAACAAGAUUCCGGGCAUUGAAGUACGAAAAUGGUAUUGCAGGGAGUGCCACCAUUGUAGUUAGAGUUAUAGCAUGCUUUCAACCUCUUCAGGAUUGCCAGGCUGAAUAUUUCCGUCAUUUGCUUAAGCCCGUUACGUAGAUUAGUUUUGCAUUUCCGCGUUCAAGUUAAGCUGGAGUCUUUAGUUUUUUUCCUUGUUUUUGAGAGAAACUACAAGUAAACUGCUAUUUCUACUGCUACAGCACUCGACUUCUGGUGAUUGUUCUGGUUGGAUGGGAGAAGGCUGUGGAUCCUGGUUUCCUCAGCAGCAAUUUGAUUGGCAAUCACCCAACUUCAAUUCUUUGGCUGCUCCGCAUCCUUUGGUGCAGCAAAAUACUAAUCCUCGAUUCAUAAACCCUGGCACUAAUAUGGUCUCCACCACUGGGGCUUUGCCAGUUCAUGCAAAUCCUGGAUUAUCUCACUUGCGGGUUGGCCAAGCUAAUGAACCUCAUGGCUGGUAUUACUGUUUACCCCACUUUCGCCAGGUGUUUGCACCUGCUUCAAACACUGAGUUGAAAGAGCAACUCCCAGCUAACCCUUAUGAACAUCAUAGGGAGAACAUUGUUCCAAAGGCAGGGUCUGGGUGUGCUCAGAAGAGAUUCCUUGUUUUUGAUCAAUCUGGUGAUCAAACUACCAUGAUCUUUAGUUCUGCUUUUAGGACUCCUAUCAAGUGCCUGACUUCUUGGGGUCCAAAAUCUCCUGGUGCUUGUAACUUUAAUGGGGAAGAUCCCAUAUCUAAAGUGAACCUGAAUCUUCAGUCUGGACCAAUAUCGACAGAUUUAUUUGAUGACAAUGGGACUGAUGUGCAAAGUGAAAUGCAUGAGGACACUGAAGAACUCAAUGCCUUGCUUUAUUCGGAUGAUGAUAAUGAUUAUAUUGAGGAUGAAGAAGUUACGAGCACAGGUCAUUCUCCUAGUACAAUGACAGCUCACGAUGAGCAAUUUGAGGGAGGCACUGAAGAGGUUGCUAGCUCUACUGGACUAACUAAAAAGCGGAAAUUGAUUGACAGGGGUAAUGAUUAUGUGCCAUUGCUUGUGGAUACUGCUAGUUCAAUCAAUCCAAACAGAUGUUCUGAGUAUGAGGAUGAUGCAGAUUCCGGCUGUGCUUUUGGCCAAAAUCUGGGAUCUGGCGAUAUGGAUUUAUCUUCAGGCAACAAGAGAAUGAGAAAGGAGAAAAUUCGUGAGACGGUGAGUGCUUUGCGAAGCAUAAUUCCAGGUGGAGAGGGCAAAGAUGCAAUUGUGGUACUUGAUGAAGCUAUUGAUUACCUGAAAUCCCUGAAACUCAAAGCCAAAGCUUUUGGACUUAGUACUCUAUGAGUUGCCACAGUUCUUAUUAAUAGCGUUAGUGGUAGCAUCUGUCAUAAUUAGUCAUUGUGCAUUAGACAUUGUUAAUUAAUGGAGCUUGUCAAAUAAGCUAGGUAUGUACAGUUGUGCAUGGAUUUGCAUAUAAUUUGGAGUCUUCCAGCGAAGGAGCUGAAAAUCAGAAGAUAGUGGAGAGAGAACUUGAACCCCUCCUUUGGUUAAGUCUUUCUUCAAUGAUUUGAGUUGGAAACCAGUAGCUUUGGCUUGAGAUCUCUCUAUUUUUCUAGAGAAAGCAGGAUACUGCAGUAUAUUAAUGUCCCAAUAAAGGAAAGGUGAAUCAUUAGUCUACGUUUUGGGGUUUAGAGAAAGUAACACUCGCAUCUGGGCAUGAGGGUUUGGCUGUGUGAAUGAGAAGACUGGUUUUUGGAGAGGGACCCUCAUAAAGGGGGCUAAGUGCACGCCCCUUGGGUGUUUUGGGUCCCAAUCUUCACUUUCCUCUCCCUUUUUGUAUUCUUGUCAAGUUUUAUCCUUGUGGGUUCGCUUUUCUUUGAUGUAGAAAAUUGCACGAGCAAAGAGCCUUCUCCCAUUUCAUCAUGCAACAACUUGCCGGAAGGGGCCCCAGAUCACCAUCUCUCUCAUCGCCCAUUGGCCUUGUGUUUGUAUUUGCGUGUGAGUGCAACGAUGGUUAUGCAAAUGUUUUCCUUUUGUUCGGUAUGAAGUGUGGUAGUUUAUUUCUUUUCCCCCCUUUUCGUGGUACUUUUAAUUUGAUUGUGGAAAGACUACUUUUUAUGUGUUUUGGUAUGCUGCCAUCAUGGGGUAAUGUAUGGUGUUUUUCCUUGUUAAACUCGUGAUUGUAGUGAGUGCCCUGAUGGUUUUGCAAGUGAUGUUAUCAGUCAUGGGUGGAUGUAAAUCUAUAAUUGCUUGGUAUUAUCCUUGUCUUUA